This is a messenger RNA of Tachyglossus aculeatus (Australian echidna), 3161 nucleotides long. RefSeq names its product BTB domain and CNC homolog 2 (gene BACH2). Gene Ontology annotation, molecular function: RNA polymerase II cis-regulatory region sequence-specific DNA binding; protein binding; DNA-binding transcription factor activity, RNA polymerase II-specific. The record is from RefSeq and is a predicted model, not a curated record. Gene Ontology annotation, biological process: regulation of transcription by RNA polymerase II. NCBI's taxonomy places the organism in Eukaryota, Metazoa, Chordata, Mammalia, Monotremata, Tachyglossidae.
CUUGGUCUUCCCCUGCCUGCGCCUCCCAUCAGAAUGAGAAAUAGGACCUAACUUAAGGAAGCCGGCAGUACAAACGGGUACCGGGUUCUGGACUCCGAACCCCAAAGAGAGGACUCCGGGUUCCCACUUCUGGCUCCUUCCUGCGCUGUCCAUCCUUCUAAUGAGGGCCUUUCAGAAAAAUGAGCUGGCACGUGUGAAGAGUCCACUGAAGGUCACAACUACAUGAGUCACUCUGUGUCACUGCAGCACAAUCUCCAGGGUGUGAACGGAAUGUCUGUGGAUGAGAAGCCUGAAUCCCCCAUGUAUGUUUAUGAGUCCACAGUCCACUGCACCAAUAUCCUCCUGUGCCUCAAUGACCAGCGGAAGCAGGAUAUUCUCUGUGAUGUGACUUUGAUCGUGGAAGGCAAGGAGUUCCGGGCCCACAGGGCCGUACUGGCCGCGUGCAGCGAAUACUUCUUGCAGGCGCUCGUCGGGCAGACGGAAAAUGACUUGGUCGUCAGCCUACCCGAGGAGGUCACGGCCCGGGGCUUCGGCCCGCUGCUCCAGUUCGCCUACACCGCCAAGCUGCUGCUCAGCCGGGAGAACAUCGAGGAGGUGAUCCACUGCGCCGAGUUCCUGCGCAUGCACAACCUCGAGGACUCCUGCUUUCGCUUCCUGCAGACGCAGCUGCUGAACAGCGAGGAUGGCCUCUUCCUGCGCAAAAGGGACACCCCGUGCCAGCGCAUGCACGACGCCGAGAACUCGGAGGGGGAGGAGGAGGAGGAGGACGAGACGAUGGAGUCGGAGACGUCGAAGGUGUCCUGCCCGAGGGAGAGGAUGACGCCCUCGGAGCCGGCGGCGCCCGUGGCCGAGGGCGAGAGGGGCGUGCCCCCGCCCUGCCCUGACGUGCCGGCCGCGGGCAAGGACCACGUGGCCGGAGACGCGCUCCCUCGCUACCCGAGAUACAAGAAGUACCAGCUGGCCUGCGCCAAGAACGUCUUCACCGCCCCCCUCAUCGGUACCUCAGGUUUUGCGAGCACAUUCGGCGGAGAGGACCCCGGGCCCGGCCUCCGGACGGCCCUGGUGCUGGGCCAGAUCAAGAGCGAACCUCAGGGCGAGGAGAACGAAGAGGAGAGCGUCACCCUCUGCCUGUCGGCGGACGAGCCCGACGGCCGGGACAGAGAGGGGGACGUGGACAUGGACGGCAGGGAGCCGCCGCGGCCUACGUGGACCGGCGGCCCCCCCGGCGGCGGCGCCUCCCCGCCUCCCCGCCUCCGGCCCUUCUCGGACGGGACGAAGAGCGCGGACUCGGCCGGCCCGCCCGUCCCCUCCUCCCAGCAGCCCUUCGCCCGGAGCCCGGCGUGCCCCCCUCCGGACAAGAGGGCAUCUCAGGGUGACCACAGGACGGACUACGGCCCUCCGGCGGGCGGCUACGGGCCGCCCCCCGCCGCGCAGAAGGACGCGGCCGCCUUCGGGGCCUGCUCCCCUCUCAGGGGCCCGGGCUUCGAGGCGCCGUGCAAGCAGGAAGGCGAGCUGGACCGCAGGAGCGUCAUCUUCUCCCCGGGCGCCGGCGAGCAGGGCAGCCCCGCGCCCCACGCCUACCCCGCCGGGCUGGACAGAGAGCCCUCGGAGCCGGCGCCCAAGGGGGUAUGGCCCGGGCCCGGCCAGCCCUACCCCCACGGCGGGCCGGUCCCGGACCACGUGGCCGGGAGGCUGCGGCCCAACCCCAGCUGCCCGGUGCCCAUCAAAGUGUGCCCACGCUCCCCGCCCCCGGAGACGCGCACCCGGACCUCGAGCUCCUGCUCGUCGUACUCGUACGCCGAGGACGGCAGCGGCGGCUCGCCGUGCAGCCUCCCGCUCUGUGAGUUCUCCUCGUCCCCCUGCUCCCAGGGGGCCCGCUGCCUCGCGGCCGAGCCGCAGGAGCCGGGGCUGGCGGGGGACGGCCUCUACGGCCAGGCGCGGCCCCAGAUCAAAUGCGAGCAGUCCUACGGAACCAACUCCAGCGACGAGUCGGGGUCGUUCUCGGAAGCAGACAGUGAGUCAUGCCCCGUGCAAGACAGGGGACACGAGGUCAAACUUCCCUUCCCUGUGGAUCAGAUCACCGAUCUUCCGAGGAACGAUUUCCAGAUGAUGAUAAAGAUGCACAAGCUCACCUCAGAACAGCUCGAGUUCAUUCACGACGUUCGCCGGCGCAGUAAGAAUCGCAUCGCCGCCCAGCGCUGCCGCAAGAGGAAACUGGACUGUAUUCAGAACUUAGAAUGUGAAAUUCGCAAGUUGGUGUGCGAGAAAGAAAAAUUGCUGUCGGAAAGAAACCAGCUGAAGGCGUGCAUGGGGGAGCUCCUGGACAACUUCUCCUGCCUUUCCCAAGAAGUGUGCCGGGACAUGCAGAGCCCCGAGCAGCUCCAAGCCCUGCACCGUUACUGCCCUGUCCUCCACCCCGUGGACCUGCCCGCCGCGGCCCCCGGUAUUAACCCCAUGCCCGCCGGCUUGGAGCCGGGCCCGGCCUCGGCCGGAGAAAGGAUGCAGUGCUGCCCGGAGCCGAGCCCCGGGCCCCUGGGCACCCCCUGGCUCCUCAACAACGCGGCCGAGAACUGCACGGCGGGGAGAGGGCCGGACGGGACGGGCCGGGGGACGUUCUCGGAGAGGGGGCCCCCGCUGGACCUGGGCAGCCAGACGGUGACCGUGGACUUCUGUCAGGAGAUGACUGACAAAUGCACAACGGACGAGCUGCCCCGGAAAGAUUACUCUUAGUGGCCGCGGCGGAGGCGCGAAGCCGGCGGGGCGGGCGGGACGGCCGCGCCGACGCUCUGGCGGGUCGCCGUUCACGCGUUGUCUGGAAAGAACGAAUCUGGUGCACACUACAGUGGUCUUAGCAGCAAUACUGAAUUUUUAAGUAUUCCCUCCUCUCUCUAAGCAGGAGUUACCUUCACAAUGGUGCUAUCCCUCGCUCGCUCAAGCAGGGAAUCGAACAGUGGGAACACUGUCUGUUUUUGUAUGUUGAUUUCAAUCGUAACAGGGAUGGACACGACACCUCUGAGGACCCCCCCCAACCACACAGCUUUUCCUCUCAGUGGCCCAUGUCACCGAACCCUAUCUCAGGAAUCUCCUCUGAAUGUUCAAUUUUUCAUGGAAGACAGCUUCUAUACACAUCAAAGUUUUAUAGCUAAACUGUACAUAUUAUA